AUGGCGGAAAAGAGGCACUUCAUGGCAAUCGGAGGAGGCCCGAUUGGGCAUCCAGCCAUUCCAAAUUUCCAACUUCCUAACAGGCAACUUCUUAAUGCACCAAUUAGGCAAAUUUCAGGUUCAUUUGUUCUGCCCCACCCUGCAAUUAAAAAGGAGCCACCUAAAAAAUUCCCAGAUAUAUUUACAACAUGCCCAGAGCUUCGUAAUUUCAAAAUGCCAAUUGUAAAUUUCCAAAAGCAGUUGUCUCCAUCAAUUCCUCUCUUGGAGCCAUCAGAGCCAUUCCCAGAAUCUCCUGUGCAAGGCAGUUUUGAUCCUAAUGCUAACUGUAUUAACCCGUAUGUACAUUUUUUUAACUUGUCUUUGAGUUUUUUUAUCUUUUUUGAGGAAAAUUUAAAAGACUCAAAGCAAGUUUUUUAA
Molecule: messenger RNA, 417 nt
Organism: Trichomonas vaginalis G3
Lineage: Eukaryota; Parabasalia; Trichomonadida; Trichomonadidae
Exons: 1
Coding region: 1-417 (138 amino acids)
Source: RefSeq, a predicted model, not a curated record